CGAAAACAAAUCAGAACCGCAUACAAUUGGGAAACAACAGUGUCAGAGUGGUUGCGCCGAAUCCGAGGGCAGCUCUGGAGGUUGGAUGGUGCACAAUGCCGGCUUUAUUGGAGGAUCCUGAUUCAGGUGUGAUUUAUCGUCAGACAGGCCAUGUGCCCUACCCGACAUCCGACAACCCCCAGAUACCAUCUUCGAUAUUCCCACGACCUGUCACGUUGCGCGAUCGAAUCACAGUCGCAACUCUGGUGCCAUUCUUCUCGCCUGAUGCCGUUCCAAAGAGGCUACUCGCCUACCUAGGUGAGAACCUCAACAAGGAAAUCGAAGGCGGAGACACCUACCCCAUGAAGGACCCUUUAUCUCUCGACAAAUUUGGUUCUUACUGGUUUGGAAAUUUCGGCGCCAUCAUGAUCAUGGGAGACAUUGGUGGGAUUGAGGCUGUUAUCGACAUGGAACGCACGGGCGCCGAUUGGAGCAAGCUGUGUUUGGGCAGUUUUUAUGUCAAGCCCAACUAUCCAGGAAGAAGCAGUCAUGUCUGCAAUGGUGGAUUCCUCGUGACGCCUGCGGCUCGCAACAAGGGCGUGGGCAAAUCGAUGGGUCAAUGUUACUUGGACUGGGCGCCUCAAUUAGGAUAUACCUAUUCGGUGUUCAAUCUGGUGUAUGAGACGAACACAGCAUCAACAAAAAUAUGGGAUUCACUCGGAUUCAAGCGAAUUGGCAAAGUGCCUGGUUGUGGGAUUUUGAAGUCAUCGCCUGAGCCUGUUGAUGCCAUCAUCUACGGACGCGACCUCUCCUCAGAAAGUGAAAAUGUGGCGUCAGAAGAACGAUUUGAUAAAAUCCGUUAUUAUCUUCGGCACCAACUCUACCCGCAAGGCGCUGAUCGAUCAGAAAAGAGUCGCUUACGGAGUGCAGCAACGCACUAUAAAUUAGUUCCAGGGCAAGAUGGCGUGGCGGAGAAAUUGAUGUUGAAAGACAAGGAGGUUAUUUCGGACCCGCAGGCACAGUACGACAUUGCCAAAUCAAUCCAUCAUCAGACUCAUGGAGGUAUCAAUAAAACCACAGCCAUCAUCGCAACGAAAUACCACUGGAUCCGGAUCAAAGAGACAGUCAGUCAUGUUAUCAAAAAUUGUCCGGACUGCAAAGACACCAACAAGCCCCCUGUUGGCCGUGGUGAGACAAGACCUGGGAGAAGCAAGACCAUUGAUGAAGCGCCGCCAAAUCUGCCACUGCCACAGUCACAACCACCUCCACCACCGAUACCUGACGUGACAAGCCUAUCGCAAGAAGAUCUAUCGGCUAAUCAUAUAUCGGACCAUGACUUUGUCUCGAUACAACAACCGAUGGACCUUGCCAAUGGCCACUUGAGUGAUCCGGACAGCCACCUCCACGCUUACGACGAGAUGGCGAUCGAUCCACAAAUCAUGGAGCAGAUCCAAGCAGAAAUGAAUUCGACAUAUGGACCCAACGCGCAUGCCUAUGUGCAGGCUGGUCUACCAUCGUUCGCCGACACGUCACACUUGCAAUCCCAUCAUGACCCGCAUGACUUUGGCCAACAGCCUUCAGACCACCAGUUUAUUCACGACCCGACCUCAAACAUGAUGGGCCACGACCAUGUCAUGAACGACGGAAACCCAGGCACCGGACUCAACAACAUGCAACCGAUGCAGCACGUAUUACCCAUGGAUUACAUGCAUCCAGAUCCACAAAACAUCAACAAUACGGAUGCAAAGUAUGAAUUGUGAAGAGGCGUUGGUGGAUGACAAUGAGUUGGUUUUUAUUGCACUUUCUAGACAAUUCGAUUCGACCGUGAUUAGGGCGAGCAUGCUGGACGUGCAACAUGUCCGAAGCAGGCAUUUUCUUCUUCAAAGGGGACGAGUGGUGGCUUGUGGUUUGUAGUCGGCAGCCUUGAGGCAAAUUACGGUGUUGAGCAGCCUCAACAUUCGAAUGAUUCUUGCAUGACUUGGAAAUAUUGUGUGCACCAGUGCAAUGAGACUGUACGAAAUUUAUAGAGCAACAGCCAGUUCAAACUGCUUCGA
This is a messenger RNA of Exophiala mesophila, 2033 nucleotides long. RefSeq lists its product as uncharacterized. The record is from RefSeq and is a predicted model, not a curated record. Gene Ontology annotation, molecular function: acyltransferase activity, transferring groups other than amino-acyl groups. The transcript is spliced from 2 exons. Bases 96 to 1739 code for a protein of 547 amino acids. Lineage: Eukaryota; Fungi; Ascomycota; Eurotiomycetes; Chaetothyriales; Herpotrichiellaceae.